AUGUCACAAUACUAUAAUCCGACCUACGUGCCUUGGCCCCGCGGCCCGACUCCUACACCACAGCUCCCGCCCAACUGGGUAAACGCCCGCGGAGAACAACCCGUCCCCGGAUUUGGAAGCGACGUGCCCGAAUGGCAGCGACACAAAAGUGUCACCCCUCCUCCCUCCGGCGACGAACAAGACGAAGACGUGAUCGAUGUCGACGAGUUAGACCCAGCCGAUGCCCUUCCCAUCCCCGGUCUGGGCGAAGAACUGCAGGUACUCCCCGAUGUCGAAGAAUGGGAGGACUACAGGUGGACGGUCCUUCAGGACUAUAGUGCGGGGAUCAUGUCUGUUCCCCCUUCCUCCAUGACAUUUGCUGCCUACGGGUCCGUCUUGGAUAGAUUCGAGCGCCCGCAGGCCCCUCAGCCCGGGAGUUCGAGCGCGCCCGUUUUCGUUUCGCCCACUGAGCCGCCUAGGAAAAAAGCUCUAACUACGGAGUCUCCCACAAAGCCCACGACGUCGUCCCAGAAGAAGAAGGCGACGAGACCUCCUGCGUCUGCAUCUGCUCCCCCCGUCGCGGGCCCUUCCUCGCUAUACAAAAAGGCGUACGCUCGCCCGGCGGGUACUCGUUCGAGCAGCCGCUUGGCCCAGAAGGCGGAGGACUGA
Stereum hirsutum FP-91666 SS1 is the source of this 648-nucleotide messenger RNA. RefSeq lists its product as uncharacterized. Lineage: Eukaryota; Fungi; Basidiomycota; Agaricomycetes; Russulales; Stereaceae. The coding region runs from base 1 to 648 and encodes 215 amino acids. The transcript has a single exon. The record is from RefSeq and is a predicted model, not a curated record.